AUGCCCAGCUGUAGAAGAAAACACGUCCUUCUCACCGAGCCCUCUUCAGAGCUCCUCGAAGCCGCCAAACAUGACACGAAUAAAGAGGUCUAUCUUCUCGCGCAAACAGGCGAGGUUUUCGACACAUACGAAGCAUAUGCUGCGCGUAUGAGCUUCUAUAAACUCAAGCAGUUCCAAUGCGACGUUACUGGCAAGAGUGGUCUCGAUUAUUUCCAGGCCCUUGAGAGCGAGCAACAGGAGGCCCGAACCCUGCACUCCCGUUUCCCCGAACCGCUCAAAGCCGCCGUCCUCAGCUCUGUCCAAUGGCAGGUCAUGGGCAGGUUGGAUCACCUCGUUGAAGCGGUACAUGAUCGCUAUAAAGAUAGAUAUUUCCCUGACGAAAAAAUAUUCGUCGAUGUAGAGGGUAAUAGGUAUGCCGCGCGUCUGGUAGAGGUCUUCCCUCCGAGAUCUAUGUCUACAUUGAAGCGUAAACGAUCCGCCUCGGAUGCGGACGAUUCGGACGUGGCAUCUUCCUCGUCUGGCUCGUCUGGCACCGAAUCCACACCCGAGCCUCGACCGAUCCAUUCCAUUGGUGGUGACCUGAGCAUCACACUUGAAGAAAGCGUUACUCGAGAUGAUCCUGCUAGCUAUACUUACAGAGUCCGACUUUUGGAGGAAGAAGCACCUCCGGAAAAUGACCAGCCGGCUUCUGCUCCUGUUGUAGCCAGGAGGGAAAGUGGUAGGGUGAAAGAAAAAGGAAGACUCGCCUUGAAUGGACAUACUGAUGAAUCAAAUGCAAAAUUCGCUGGUAGCCUGAUGGAUGUCCAUUGCGAUGUUAUGUCACGUGAUAGACUUGUGUUUUCGAAGUCGCUCUUGCGCCGUUUCCUCCGAGAAUGUCUGGAUAGAGAUUCAUCUCUCGCCUCCCCUUGGACCGUCAAGCCAGUUGUGGCUCAAAGGCUUGGUAUACCAACAGAAAUGCCCGACCACAUUAGGGCGGGUGUAGAAAAGGUUCGAAAAGACGAGAUCGAUAAACGAAAGAAAGUUUGGGAAGAGAAGGAAGCUCAAGCGGAAAGAGAGGGUCGGCUGACCAAGAAGAUGAUCAGAGAGAGAGAAAGGGAGGCCAAAGCUCUCGCAAAGGCUGAGGAGACUGCUCAUCGUCAGCGCGAGCAAGAGGAGAAAGCAGCCGAAACUGCGAGGAUCAAGGCAGAAAAGCGCGCUGCUGAUCAAGCUGCUAAAGAAGAAGCAGAACGAGCCGCAGCGGAGAAAGCAAAGCUGAAGAAGAAAGCGGUUCGUUACCCUACAGAAGAUCUUGACGUUCGAAUAAACGACCGGGAUAAGAAAGCCGGUAUGCAAGUGAGGAGACCAAAGCCAAGCAGGAGCCCUGAUAAAAUACCCUUCGGUGAAACCAAGGGUGCCUUCGAGGGCUUCCUCGCCGUUUGGAACUUCUUGAUUUGUUUUGGCCAACCUCUGCACCUUUCAUUUUUCUCUUUUGACGAUUUUGAGCAUGCUCUGCGGCAUUGCAUCCCCGACUUGCAUUGCAAUCUUCUCGCCGAAGUGCAUAGCGUACUAAUAUAUAAUCUGCGGACGGUUCCUUUCACGCGUCAUGCAUUCGUUCUUUCGCUGCAUGAGUUGAAGAAAAACGAGUUAGAUACGAGUGACCAGCCUUCUGUCGACGUACUUAUGGAAGCACUGGCUGAUGUUGGAAACACCUGGGAGCGAGUGCCCCUCAAGCACAAUGACGGCCGAGCUGGUUGGCAAGAUGCGCUAAUCGGAUGCCUUAAAGAUCAUGCGACGCUUUCUUCUUUCCCGAAAUUGCGAUCUAUUCUCAACAAGCUUCUGUUCGACUGGCCGGAAUCUUCAAGUUCUUCAAUCGAUCCUUUAUCACCGGGAUCAUCGCCUCUAUCAUCACCAACUCCGCGAUCUGGUCCAACGGUAGCGUCCCCUGCUGAACGCUAUUUCUCUUUACCACCAGAAGAUAGAAUAAGCAUAUUGCAGUUUAUGUGCGAUCUAGCAGUCUCGAGCAAACAGAUUCACUCUCAUCUCGAGUCUUGUGAGGAGCAACUGACUGCGUAUCGCAAAGAAAAGAUAGAGCUGAAUAGACAAAAGAAACAACUGUUAGAAGAGAUGAAUGCGCUUGUAGCGGAUAGCAAGAAAGAGGAGGAAGCGGAGGAACUUGUUCUCAAUAACGAGGCUAGCGACAUCGAUUCCGAUGGUGUAGCUGCCUCAGAAGAUGCUUCAGAGGCUGGUUCAACGGCCGGUCGACGGAGUAACUCGACGCAACGCCAACUGACUCUGCGCUUGAAGGCACAGCAGGGACAACUUCUUGCGAAGCAACGUGAACUUGCGCGGCAGAAGUUGGCACACCAGAAACAAGCUCUAGCGGAGCAUCGUCGGCUGGAUGAGGAAGUCGGCAAGCUAGAACGCCGUCUAGAGGGCAUCGAGAGGGACUUCAGGAAGACUCUUGGAAUGGUCAGAUUAAAACCCCUAGGCAAAGAUCGAUUCUAUAACCGCAUCUGGUGGUUCGAUGGGUGCGGAACGUCGUCACUUGUUGGCAGCGGCGGUGCUGUACAGUAUGCAACAGGUCGCUUGUUCAUCCAAGGACCGAGUGAAUUCGACCAGGAAAUUCUGAACAGGAGAAAAGAGGAUGACAUCGCUGGGAGGCGGCUAGAAGAGGAAGGGGAGGACAGCAUAUUUGGCUCAGGCGAUUGGGCCUGUUACACCGACCUUGAAGAGCUGGAUCAGUUCAUGGCCUGGCUGAAUUCGAAAGGGGUCAGGGAGCUCGCCUUGAAGAACGCCCUAUCGAAGUGGUAUGAUCUUCUAAGUACGAGCAUUCGAAAACGUCAAACAGAUUUGGGAAUGAAUGCAAAAAUUCCUGAAGCUAGACGGAGCCAGAGAGGCAAAAAUGCGAACUCUGAGAUCGCCCGCGAGUCCUACAUGUUAUGGACGAAUCGUAAAGCUGUUAAUUAGUAUGAUAGAUUAAUAUUGUUGUUUAUUUCCAGUAGUUUUAGCGUGUUUUGUUGCAAGUUUGUUGGUUUGUAGCGGAUGUAGAAUAUCGAUGAGUGGUUAUUUUGAGC
Fomitiporia mediterranea MF3/22 is the source of this 3053-nucleotide messenger RNA. RefSeq lists its product as uncharacterized. Bases 1 to 2946 code for a protein of 981 amino acids. The record is from RefSeq and is a predicted model, not a curated record. The transcript has 11 exons. NCBI's taxonomy places the organism in Eukaryota, Fungi, Basidiomycota, Agaricomycetes, Hymenochaetales, Hymenochaetaceae.